AUCAAAUUCUCGAAAUUGGAACGGAGACAACGAGUUUCACUUCGAUUGAAACAAGCAGCAUAUAAAAGUGUCAUUGUCGUCUAUUGCGAAUUGUCAUCUAGCCUGGGGUUUAUUAAUGGUUUGCUAAAUGGUUAUAAAUAUCGUUGGAUGACUACAGCAGUGAUCAAUUUGAUGAGGUUGUUGUGUAAAUACGUUGUCCCUCGUUAUCCCUUCUGA
This is a messenger RNA of Loa loa (African eye worm), 216 nucleotides long. RefSeq lists its product as hypothetical. The annotation marks the transcript as partial. The record is from RefSeq and is a predicted model, not a curated record. NCBI's taxonomy places the organism in Eukaryota, Metazoa, Nematoda, Chromadorea, Rhabditida, Onchocercidae. The transcript has a single exon.